AUGGCAUACUCCAAUCAAGUAAAACGCGGUGCAGCUUGUAGCAUCGCUACCCAGAUCGAAAACGGGCCUGAGGUCAACAACGCGUUGCUCGUUGCAAGCGCUAACGUGUCAAGCGUCAAGGUACAAGCAUUGAUGGCCAUCAAGAGCUCCACCGCCAAUGGCUCCAGUAUCAUCGCCAGCCCCAAAACCAAAAGUGUCAAAGAGAAAAACACGUCCAACGUGAAACCCCGCAACACCGUUUUUGACAACCACAAUGAUCAGAAAGACAGUGACAACGAAGAUGAAGAUGAUGCUGCUUCCACCGUCUCCACCAAUUCCGACAGCAGCAUCAUUUCAAAUGCAUCCUCCAACCCGGGCCUCGUCACUCAGCUCAAAAUGGGACUGCUAGCUGAGCAAGUUCGUCGCACCCUGAACGAAGUCGUAGCUGCAGAGAAGAGCGUUGCAGCCAUCGCUGGAUACGACUUUUUCAAUAUCGCUGGGGAUCUUGAGAAAACCACCACGCAGAUCCUGGCGUCAUACAUGACCAUGUGUAAGUUGUAUGAGCAACAGCAGGAUGACAGCGAUACAGAUGAUGACAGUGGACCUGAAAUGAGUGCGACUAUUCGCUCCGUUAUUGCGCGGUACCCGACUCUGAGAGGACGUUGUGGGCUUUAA
Paracoccidioides brasiliensis Pb18 is the source of this 654-nucleotide messenger RNA. RefSeq lists its product as uncharacterized. Bases 1 to 654 code for a protein of 217 amino acids. The transcript is spliced from 2 exons. The record is from RefSeq and is a predicted model, not a curated record.